AUGGCAUACCUCCUCUAUUCCCUAACCUUCCUCGUGCUCGUCACCGGCACGAUCCUAUACCUAACCCGGAAUUACUGGGUGACGUUUCUCCCCGGACGCUCGCAUCUAUACUCGCGGCUCCCCGGCUCUUUCGCGGGCGAUAUCGAAGCGGGUCUGUCGAGCAGCACCUUCGAUCUAGGCGCGAACGUAGAAGGGGGCGAUGCCCGCGCAGGUCUUGACGACGAGGCGAAGGCCCAAAUUCUUGCGAUUAUGAAGAAGAGGCGCAUGCGCUUCGAUGAGGCGCGCAGGGUCUACAUGGAGCAGCGAUUCAGCGCAAAUGGCAUCGCGGCGGAUGGGAGACCGAAGGACCCCAAGUUCGUCAGUUUCUCAUGA
Molecule: messenger RNA, 372 nt
Organism: Daldinia childiae
Lineage: Eukaryota; Fungi; Ascomycota; Sordariomycetes; Xylariales; Hypoxylaceae
Exons: 1
Coding region: 1-372 (123 amino acids)
Source: RefSeq, a predicted model, not a curated record